This is a messenger RNA of Centropristis striata (black sea bass), 2253 nucleotides long. RefSeq names its product ankyrin repeat and sterile alpha motif domain containing 4B (gene anks4b). The record is from RefSeq and is a predicted model, not a curated record. The transcript is spliced from 2 exons. Gene Ontology annotation, biological process: brush border assembly. Gene Ontology annotation, molecular function: protein binding. NCBI's taxonomy places the organism in Eukaryota, Metazoa, Chordata, Actinopteri, Perciformes, Serranidae. Bases 396 to 1655 code for a protein of 419 amino acids.
UUAACUUUUAAUUUAUUUACUGUUGUGCACUUGAAUGUCUCAUAAAGUCUCAUACCAUACACAUUGAUUUUUUGUGUGUGUAUAUCUUAAUCUGUAAAGUAAUUAGUAACUACAGCAGUAAGUACUUCUAGCUGUGAGCACACUUAAUAAUUAAUCUUUAAAUCACUGUUAUAUGAAUAAUGGUGAUCUGGUGGUGACACGGUGCAGCUGACAGCAGCGAGCUGGACUUUGCUUUUGUUUUAUGGCUGUGAGCUGCUGAUCGUAGACGCCCAGUGAUCUCUUUGUUUGCUCUGGUCUGUGGUCGACUCAGUGUGUCGUCUUCAGUGUGUCGGCUGUGGAGGGAAACAAGAGGAACAAGACAGAUUAGUUUGGACUGUUUCUGCUCCUGUGAAGAGAUGUCGAGGUACCACAAAGCAGCGAUUGAUGGAUACUUGGACCUGCUGAAGGAGGCCACCAGGAAAGACCUGAACACUGCCGACGAGGACGGCAUGACACCAACUUUACUGGCUGCUUUCCACGGACAUGUUGAUGCCCUUCAGCUCAUAUGUAGCAGAGAAGGAGACCCCAACAGGAGUGACAUCUGGGGAAACACGCCUCUGCACCACGCUGCAGCUAACGGCCACAUGCACAUCCUCAGCUUCCUGGUCAACUUCGGCGCCAACCUUUUUGCGCAGGACAACGAAUUCCACACGGCGAUGGACGUGGCUGCAUCACGUGACCGCAUGGACUGCGUUCGCUUCCUGGACGCCGCCGCCUCCCAGCAGACCAACCAGAACCCAAAGAAGGUCGCCAACCUGAAGAAGGAGGCCGUCAAAGAGGCGGAGAAGCGUGUGAAACUCUGCGAGAAGGUGAAGAAGAAACACCAGAGCAAGAUGGAUAAAAUGCACCGCGGAGGGGUCACCACCGCCUCAGAGGUUAGCUCGGAAAGCGGCACGAUAUCCGGCGUCAACGAGCAGUUCUCCAAGCUUAUCGCUGCUGAUAAAUCUGGCUCCCUGACAGCCAGAGUGAAGGGCACGCUGCAGAAGAAGCUCGGGAAGAAAGGCACGGUGCAGGGAACCCGAGGGGACAGUAACGUUAUCUUCCUCAAACCGGAGAGUGGAGCGUCCGAGCAGCCGGAGUUCCUGGACGUCUUCAACGAGGGCGAAGGCGCUUCAGACGAAGAAGGAACGGCCGGAUACGAAGAUGAAGAUGACAGCAGUGAAGCAGGACAAGUCAAACAGUCCAUCUUCAACCGGCCCGGCCUCGGAGGGCUGAUCUUCAUGAGCAACAUGGGGAUGGAGUCGGAGGACGUCCACAGCGGGAACAAUGAAAGUCUGGGCUACCUGGUGCAGAACGACUUGUUCAACGCAGAGGAAGACUUCGACGGGAACUUUGACGUUGACGUCCCCUGGGACCAGGAAGACCUGGGGCUGGAUGAUGAUGAGGAUGAUGAAACUUCUCCUUUGGAUGCGUUCUUGUCGGCCAUCUCUUUGCCAGAGUUCGCCCCGGCGUUCAGCAAGGAGCACCUGGACCUGGAGGCCCUGAUGCUCUGCUCUGAUGAAGACCUGAAGGGGAUCCGCAUCCAGCUGGGACCCAGGAAGAAGAUCCUGGAAGCUGUCGCUCGCAGGAAGAACGCACUGGAGACUCCUGGCAGCGUGAAGGACAGCAGCUUGUGAGCUAAAAAAAAAAACACUGAGGGAGGGAUUUGUUGUCCUGUUUGAAGCCUAAAAUGAGUCUGUAUCUUUUGUAAAUAGAGCCAGGACUUUGAUUUCCUGCAUAAAACAGAGAUGAUUCAGCAAAACAACUACAACCUUAAGUAUCAAACCUUAAUUCUAGAACAUUGUGCAGUGUUAUGUUUAUAUAUUAUCCGUGUUAAAAAUCAAGGACUGGAUUCACUAAGCAUUCUUAAGAAGAAAAAAAAAUGCUUCUUAAGUGCCACUUUUUUCUUAACUUUGCUCUUAAGACAAAAUUUACAAUGUGGUACAAUGUUGUUAGGGGCAACAAACCCCCAAAACUUCCAUAAAAAAAAUAGAAUUGUAAAACUUCUUCAGAUUAUGUUUAUUUAGUCUAUUUUAAGACAAAAAAACACUCCAACUGGCAUCAUAAUGCGUACCAUAGAGGGUUAAAUCUGAGCUGCAUGUUUUUGGACUGUGGGAGGAAGCCGGAGAACCCGGAGAGAACCACGCUGACACCAGGAGAACAUGUAAACUCCACACAGAAGAACCUGAUUCCAACCUGCAGCCCUCACUGCUACACGUGCUGUUUUAUGUUUUU